Molecule: messenger RNA, 534 nt
Organism: Ornithodoros turicata
Lineage: Eukaryota; Metazoa; Arthropoda; Arachnida; Ixodida; Argasidae
Gene: MED10
Product: mediator of RNA polymerase II transcription subunit 10-like
Exons: 4
Coding region: 3-446 (147 amino acids)
Biological process (GO): positive regulation of transcription by RNA polymerase II
Cellular component (GO): mediator complex
Molecular function (GO): transcription coregulator activity
Source: RefSeq, a predicted model, not a curated record
UGAUGCACCAGACGGCGCUUGAGCUGACAACCGCAAAAAUGUCGUCUCCUUUGGAAGAUUUGGAGAGCAACUUGGAGCUAUUCAUAGAAAAUGUUAGGCAACUCGGAAUUAUAGUGAGUGAUUUUCAGCCACAAGGUCAGACUACAUUAAACCAAAAAAUAAAUCAGAUGGUGACACUAAUGCAGGAAGUAGACAAAAGCAAAAACAAGGUACAAGACAUACAAGUACCAUUGGAAGUUUUCGACUACAUAGAUCAAGGAAGAAACCCAUUAUUGUUUACAAAAGACUGCAUGGAAAAAGCGCUAGCGAAAAAUGAACAAGUUAAAGGAAAAAUAGAGGCGUACAGGAGGUUCAAAGCAUUGCUCUUGCUGGAACUGAGUAAGGUGUUCCCCACAGAAAUGGCAAAGUACAGAGCCAUCAGAGGAGAUGAACGACCAGCAACGUAACACGCCUAAACUUUGAGACUGUAUAUACUUUUCCAGCUGUUAAAUAAAUCAUCAGUAAAUAAUCAAAAAAAGGAGAACAUUGGUCAGA